CCCUCCCCUCAUCACCCCCAGUGUGUCCAGAUCCCGAAUCCAGCAGCAGGUGAGCAGACGGAGCACCUGGGUCCCUGUCCUCUGUCCUGGAGCACCCUGCUUGGGAGCGAUGGGGGACUGGAGCAUGCCCAUCGGCUCGCUGGGCGAGGACGUGGUGGCCCGGCUGUGUGAGCUGCUGGACAACGCCGGCCGGGGCUGGCGCAAGCUGGCCGAGCUGGCCGGGGCCGAGAAACGCUUCAGGUGCAGCGCGGAGGAGCUGGAGAUGUGCUCGCUGAAGGUUCUGGAGCCCCGUGGCAGCCCCACGCAGUGCCUGCUGCAGCUCCUGGCCGAGCGCGACUGCAGCCUGCGCUACCUGCUGGGCUGCCUGGAGCGCAUGGGGCACCACCAGGCCUGCCGCGUCCUCAGCGCCGCCGUCCAGGAUGUGAUUCGCAUCACGGUGCAGCCAGAGUCGCAGGUGGUGGUGGAGGGGACACAGGUGUCCCUGACCUGCUGUGCGACUGGCCCACCAGGCCUCGCGUACCAGUGGUUCUGUGGGAGGCAGGAGUUGCCUGGAGCCACAUCCCCAGAGCUGGUGAUCGACACAGCCACUCCUGCGGGCCAGCCUGAGUGGUACAUCUGCCGGGUGAACUGUGGGGCCACCUUCACUUUCUCCAGGUGGGCUCAGGUGCAGGUGGAGAAGAGCAGCAGCCCCAGCUCAGCCAGUGGCUACUGCCCGAGCAUGGCAGGGCUGCAGAUCCUGCGGCAGCCGCGGCCGUGCCGCCUGUCCGAGGGGGACACGCUGGCGCUGGAGUGCAGAGCCAUUGGCAACCCCCCACCCCAGUACCAGUGGUUCAGGAACCGGCGCCCCGUGGAAGGGGCACAGGCACCCCAGUUUCAGGUGAAGCUGGUGACAACAGCUGAGCGGGGCAGCUACUCCUGCCACGUGUUCAACCUCUUCCACGAGGUGUGGAGCCAGGAGGUGGACGUGGAGAUUGGUCCACGGCUCUUCACCUCUGGAGGCUCCUGGCAGGAGGGGGAUGGAGGCUCCCUAGAGCAUGGCAGCCCUGGACAGCUGUAUGCCACAGACAAAGUGGCGCUGCUGAUCGGCAACAUGCACUACCUGCACCACAAGCAGCUGCAGGCGCCCAUCAUGGAUGUUCACGCCCUCGGAGCCCUCCUCUGCCAGCUCAACUUCAAGGUGGUGUCACUGCUGGACCUGUGCAAGGCUGAGAUGCAGAUGGCCGUCGAUGAGUUCCUCCUGCUCCUUGACAAGGGCGUCUAUGGUUUGCUCUACUAUGCUGGCCACGGCUAUGAGAAUUUUGGCAACAGCUUCAUGGUGCCCAUCGAUGCGCCCAGCGCCUACACGUCAGAGCACUGCCUGUGCGUGCAGCGGGUGCUGCAGGAGAUGCAGCAGCGCCGCACCGGCCUCAACAUCUUCCUGCUUGACAUGUGCCGCAAGAGGAACCUCAAUGAUGACAUCAUCCCGCAGGUUGGGGUGCUGGAGGUCACGGCCAACAUCGUCUUUGGCUAUGCCACGUGUGCGGAUGCCGAAGCCUAUGAGCUGAGCCAGGGUGAGCUCUCCAACGGCAUCUUCGUCACCUUCCUCAAGCGCUGGCUGCUGGAGGAUGAGAAGAUCACGGUGCUGCUGGACAAGGUGGCUGAGGACAUGGGCACUCUGGAGAUCACACGGGGCCGACAGGCACUGGAGCUUCGCAGCAACCUCUCAGAGAGACGGGCUCUGACAGACCCCAUCUGCCCCCCGGGCCAGGAUGAGUCCUCUGCCAGGAACCUGCAGUGGGCCAAGGCUCAUGUCCUGCCGGAGAGCCGGCACCUCCGCUUUGACUGCGGUGUCACCGUCCAGCUGGGCUUCGCUGCCGAGUUCUCCAACAUUAUGAUCAUCUACACGCGUGUGGUGGCUGCCCCCAAGGACAUCGCCCAGUGUGAGGCCCGGCUCACUGAUAUUCCCGAGGAGCUGGAUGUGGACCUCAAGUGCGCCAACAAGGAGAGCCCAGAGGAGCUGGGCAGCCCGCUGGCGCCCGUCUGGAGCCUCAGCUGCCCCUCCUGCUGCCUCUACAGCCGGAUCUGUGGCUUGCAGAAGCUGCGGCAGGAGCUGGCCUUCACCGUGUGCCUGCAGUACCGCUACCAGGGCAUGGAUGACUUUGUGGAGGAGCGGCAGCGGGUGAACGUGGGGCGGCCGCUCAUCGCCAAGCUCAACCUGCAGUGGGCAGCCCCCCCGUCACCAGCCCACAGCCCCCUCUGCCCCUCUGCCCCCGGGAGCUGGGGGGUAGGGGAGAGCUCAUGGGUCAACACCCCUGAGGAGAACCUGAGCCCCGAGGGCCCCAGCUCCCACACCCCAUAG
Lonchura striata (white-rumped munia) is the source of this 2338-nucleotide messenger RNA. Its product is annotated as mucosa-associated lymphoid tissue lymphoma translocation protein 1. The record is from RefSeq and is a predicted model, not a curated record. Gene Ontology annotation, molecular function: cysteine-type endopeptidase activity. Gene Ontology annotation, biological process: proteolysis. NCBI's taxonomy places the organism in Eukaryota, Metazoa, Chordata, Aves, Passeriformes, Estrildidae.